AGCAUUUGGUCAUUCGAGAGGUUAUAGCUGUGCCUCCCCUUCAGUGUCACAGUGGUGGGUAAGAUCCAGCAGUUGCAAACCCAGGUUCGGGGACGGGGCAAUGGAUGGGAGAGCUCCUGUUCAAAGCUGCAAGAUGAGACGCCCUCGCUUUAAGGAGCUGGAUAAAUAAAACAUGAUCCUGCCUUGAGCUCAAUGACAUCAGGGUUUUCUCCCUCUCUCUCUCUCUGCCUGAUUUUUCUUGUGUUUAUUUCCUGGGAGAUUUUGAAGUCUGGCUUUUGUUUGUCGUUGCACGAUUGCUGCCUUUCUGCCAGAGUCUUGUCUGUGGCUGCAGUUCAUUUAUUUUUUUUGGAGGGUGUGUUUGAGCUAUCUGCUUUUCAACCCCAAAAGAAGAGGCAUUAGCCCAGUGCUUUGUUGCAUCUCUCUCUCUGUGUGUGUGUGUGUGUGUGUGUGGAUGCGCCUUGUUUCCUCUCUGUGCUCGUGUGGGGAGAAGGAGGUUGGAGAGAUCAAGGGGUGGAAGGCGAGGAUUUCAAGCUUGGUCGCUGGGCAGAAGCCGGGAGAGCUGCAGAGCUGAGGCGAGGGGCUACACGGAUGCCUGGAGAGAGUAGAGUGCCCAGCCCUUUGAUGUGAGCCCACAGCCCGUGUGCCAUCAGCGCCAUUGGAAGGAAGGGAGGGAGGUGGGCAUUCUGAGUGGAGCGAUGCCACACUGCAGAGGUUGGUGCUAACAGCCCGGACAGCUCUCUCUCUCACUCUCUCGCUCUGCUUUUCCCCGCCGCUUGGUGUGUCCCCCACCCCCCUCCUCCUCCCCCCUCUCUCUCUCUCUGCUGUGUCUCUCCAGCUGGGAUGCUGAAGGAGUGACCGGGGGAGAUGGCAGCUGGCCGGCUCCUGCUGUACGCCGGCCUCUCCCUGGCCCUGUGCGCCCUGGCCAUGCUGGCGGUGGCCAUCUGCUCCGACCACUGGUACCAGACCGACGCCAGGAGGCACCGGGAGCGCUGCAAGAACUACGCCAGCCGCACCAACCACCCGGGCUUCAUCUACACCUCCAACAACCUGCCCCUCCGCGCCAGCCGCCGCCAGCUCGACCGCUGGGAGGAGAAGCUGCUGGGGGCCAGGAACCGGCGCCAGCUGUUCGCCCUGAGCGCCGCCGAUGAGUGCAGCCGCAUGUACAACUCCACCAACACCGGCCUCUGGAUGAAGUGUCACCGGCUGGGAUUUGACGAGGAUAUCGCGGAACUGAUCGCCAAAGGUGUGAUAAACAGGUGUACACCAAUCAAAUAUCACUACUCCUCAGCAAUCCUUCCGAAAAAUCUUUCAUACAACAUCACGAAAACCAUCCGACAAGAUGAGUGGCACUCCCUGCUGACAAUUCGGGAGAAACGUAACAGAGGCGUCAACAUAUGAGGGAACCUCACAAUCAAUGCAGAGGAAAGAUGAGAAGGAUCUGCUUUGAGUGAACCUUUGCGAUGUGGAACGUGCUGUCCGAAAGGGCAGAUUUGAGAAUACGUUUUGAGAAGAAGGCGAGAAGUGUGUGACUAAGUGAAUUUUGUAAGGCUAUGGGGAAAGAGCGAAAGAGCAGGGUUGGUCAAAACGCUCUUUCAUGGAAUCACCUUCGGCUAUGCUCAACACACUUGAAUACAUUUUUAUUCUGCUAACACAAAUCACUGUGGGUACCUCUGUAAACACCGAAAUAAAAAGGAAGGAAUUACAUCAGCGAUACCACAGCAUGUGUUGC
Messenger RNA from Chiloscyllium plagiosum (whitespotted bambooshark), 1729 nucleotides. NCBI's taxonomy places the organism in Eukaryota, Metazoa, Chordata, Chondrichthyes, Orectolobiformes, Hemiscylliidae. The record is from RefSeq and is a predicted model, not a curated record.